UCUCUUUGUCUCUCUCUAUCUCUCUCUCUCUCUCCCCCUCAUCUCUCUCUCUCUCUUCGCAGCCUUUCAAACCCUAGACGUCCUCGAAGUCCGUGCGUUGAGGAGCCUCGAGGACUAGAAGGUUCCCGAUUUCUGUCAUCUCCGAGCUCAGAUUCGGCCCCGGAGCUGUGAGAUUAGGCCUGUGCCCUUCGAAUUCAAGGUUCCGCCGCUUGAUUCACCUCCCCCUGCGGAUUCUGUCGUCGGAUCGGUUGCUGGAGUCGGGUUCGGCCGGUUUGAGGUCCGGAAAUGUCGUCCCUCAGCAGAGAAUUGGUGUUCCUCAUACUUCAAUUCCUCGAGGAAGAGAAGUUCAAGGAGUCUGUUCACAAGCUCGAGAAAGAAUCUGGCUUUUACUUCAAUAUGAAGUACUUUGAGGAGAAAGUUCAAGCUGGAGAGUGGGAUGAGGUCGAGAAGUACUUGACAGGUUUUACCAAAGUCGAUGACAACAGAUAUUCAAUGAAGAUUUUUUUUGAAAUUAGGAAGCAGAAGUACCUUGAAGCACUCGAUCGGCAAGACAAGGCUAAAGCAGUGGAGAUUUUAGUGAGCGAUUUGAAAGUAUUCUCCACCUUCAAUGAGGAAUUGUAUAAAGAAAUCACCCAGCUCCUAACUCUCGGGAAUUUCAGGGAAAAUGAGCAGCUAUCUAAGUAUGGUGAUACAAAGACUGCCAGGAACAUAAUGUUGAUAGAGCUGAAGAAACUUAUAGAAGCAAAUCCCCUGUUCCGUGAUAAGCUUGUAUUUCCUGCUUUGAAGUCUUCGAGGUUGAGGACUUUAAUUAAUCAGAGUUUGAACUGGCAGCACCAGCUAUGCAAGAACCCUAGGCCAAAUCCAGACAUCAAAACUUUGUUUACUGAUCAUACAUGUACACCUUCAAAUGGUCCUCUUGCUCCCACAGCUGUCAACCUUCCAGUUGCAAAACCUGCUGCUUACCCGGCUCUCGAGCUCAGGUGAGUAUUGGAUAGUAUAUAUGUUUA
This is a messenger RNA of Punica granatum (pomegranate), 1007 nucleotides long. NCBI's taxonomy places the organism in Eukaryota, Viridiplantae, Streptophyta, Magnoliopsida, Myrtales, Lythraceae. The record is from RefSeq and is a predicted model, not a curated record.